UAUGAUAUGUCUCAACAUGUGCGACGAUAUGGAAAAUAUAUAAGCGAAAAGAUUUAUACUUAUCGACUAUGCGCGUUCGACUUCUGCAAAGUGAAGCGAGGACGUGAGGAUGGUCUACUUCGGACAAUGAGCGCUGAUAAACUUUUGAAAACAUUGCCAAUACUUCAAAAUCAAAUCGAUGCACUGCUUGAAUUCCAAGUAACUUCUGGCGAAUUGAAUAAUGGUGUGAUUAACUGCUCAUUUAUUCUUUUAUUCCGAGAUCUUAUUCGUCUUUUUGCUUGUUAUAAUGAUGGUAUUAUAAAUUUAUUAGAAAAAUAUUUUGAUAUGAAUAAAAAACAAUGUCGUGAAGCUCUUGAUAUGUACAAAACAUUUCUGCAACGUUUAGAAAAAGUUGCUGAUUUUCUUAAAGUAGCAGAAACUGUUGGAAUUGAUCGCGGUGAAAUUCCUGAUUUAACUCGCGCUCCAGCUUCCUUAUUAGAAGCACUUGAAGCCCAUCUGAUUCAUUUAGAAGGCGGCAAGCCUCUUUCAUUUCCAAAUUUUUUGAAUUUUCAGAAUGAGCAGGUGGCUUCAGCAAUAGGUUAUUCAGCACCGCUUUUUUCUUCUGAGAAAGUCGAUGAUUCUAUGAAACAAAAAUAUUUGGAAGAAGAGAAAGAACGAUUGCGAAUGUUUGAGGAACAGCGUAAAAAGCAGGUAACAAAUGUGGCUGGAAAUGCGACUGUUGAUUCACAACUUUUUAAUCCAUUUGCUGGUCCUACUCGACCAGCGGACGGUUCACAGCAGCUUUUAUCCAAGCCUGCUGAUGAUCUUCUAAAUUUAUUUGAUUCUCCUCAGCCGCAGAUGGUUACACCGGUAGGUGUAUCUAUGAAUACAACAAUUCAACCUACGAUGCCUCUUGAUCCAACUAAUCCUUUCGCACAAAAUGUAUUUCCUCAAUAUCCCCCCAUGGUUAAUGCGCCAUCAGCCAGUACAGGUUCACAGUUAUUAUAUCAAAUUUUUAUAUCUUUUAUAAAUUCUUUUAAUGCGUAUCCGCAAGCGUGCAAUUCAGCUUUCGCUGCCAAAUUUAAUAGCAACUUCGGAAAUAUGCAAAAAACUGGAACUUUUCCAAUUGAUGUACAUGCUGUUACGAAGUCUCAAGAAGGCGGAACAAAUCCUUUUUUAAUGACAACAUCGGAACAGUGGCAUCCAUCUGAACAAAUAACUGGUCAGCAAUGGAUCGCGGAUAAAGUGGAGCAAAAUAUGCAACAACAUUUUGAAACGAAAGGUGUAAUGGCUGAAUCAAAUUUAAAAGGUGUUAGUACUAUGUCUGGUGCUGAUUCAAGUGAAAGCAGUGAAGAAACUGGUGAGGAUAUGGCACCCAGCGAUACAGUUAAUUCGGCCUUACAUAAUCCUUUCGGAGCCAUGCAACAAAAUGCAGAAGGUUGCUUCUUGAUUUUACCGUUCCUGGAUUAUUUUAACAUAUUGCCAGUCAUUUUAAUUUAUGAGGUGAAUUUUGUUCCGUUGCAUAUUGCUGGUGCAGGUCAAAUUGUACUUACUCCACAGCGAAUGGAUAUGCCUUUCUAUCCGCCACCGUCUAGUCGUUCUUCAGCAGAUAAUUCCCCCGUACAAUUUGAUGCUCCUCACAACAUUUCAUCUUCCGCACCACAACCGAUUCCACAGCCAAUCCAUCAGUUGGGUAUAUAUGAUCAGACACCCUUUUCCCAUACAGAUGGCAGUUAUACAUCUUCGCCAGUUUUUGCGCAUCAUCCUCAACAGGCAACAGCAAAUGUAGAUGCUUAUGGAUCACAACCACCACCAUCGGCAUCAUCUGCUGUCGUUCAACAAGGAAAAUUUGGCUGCGGUGAUUUGGAUAGUGCAUUAUCGUCAUUAGCAGAUAGUUUAUCGAUUGCUUCCAAAGGAAUAGCCAAUCAAGGGUUGCCUGUGCAGUGGAAUAACCAAAGUGGAGUGCGGCCAAUAAUGCCGUCUGCUGUGACUCCAGCUGCGUAUGGACAAGUGCCAGGCCCACAGUGGCAACCAGUGGGCGCCUAUCAUCCUCAGCAAGGUAUGUUUCCUCAACCUUUGAUAUAUACUCAUCCUGGUUUUGGACAAGUUGGUGCCUCACUUUAUGGUGCAUCAGUGCAACAACGUCCAACACAGCCACAGCAACCAAAUGCUGGUGGUCAAACAUCUACUGUUCCUCAGCAACAUCCAUUCAUGUAG
Molecule: messenger RNA, 2196 nt
Organism: Dracunculus medinensis (Guinea worm)
Lineage: Eukaryota; Metazoa; Nematoda; Chromadorea; Rhabditida; Dracunculidae
Source: the annotation of a GenBank genome assembly